GGAACACAGGGGUGGAGGGGAACUCGGUACAGGUAGAAACCGAAAGAGAGAGAAGAAAACCGGUGCGAACCGAAAAGAGGGUGCACUGCCAGACGACUUGUGUGCAAAGCGAGUCGGCCUUUUCGCUUUCUUUUUUUACUAUUACGAAGAAAAAUUUCGAACGAUCCGAUGAGAUCGCUCGAAUCCGGGAAACCGCUCCCCCCUUGAGAAUUAACCGCAUCCAAAGAAGGGCCGAAUUUCGGUGGUGGAAAAAACUCGCUCCCGAUCUCGACACCCUCCUUCAAAAAAGAAAAGGGAGAAAAAAAGAACAACAGAAUUGUUCGAACGAAGCGGUUCCGCAUUUUCCAUGAAGACCAAAAACCAAAAACGAAGCUUAUAGAGAAAAGUUUCCUGGACAGCCUGCAAUGGUCGUUCGACGACGUCACCUGGACCUUUCGGCCAUCACCAUCAUCAUCAUCAUCAGCUGUUGAAAGGAGGUGCCGCUUGCGUUCCGACUUGUUUCGUUUUUUCCACAGAUUUUAUUCCUUUAUCGGGUGUUCCGCGAUUCUGUCCACCGCUACGGAUACUUUGAGGAUCGUGAGACGCACCCUUUUUUUCGGCCAUGGGUUGUGCAAUGAGCGCCGAAGAAAGGGCUGCUUUGGCUAGGAGUAAGCAGAUCGAGAAGAAUCUCAAAGAGGAUGGAAUCCAAGCAGCCAAAGAUAUUAAGCUGCUCCUGCUCGGGGCAGGAGAAUCUGGGAAGAGCACCAUCGUGAAACAAAUGAAGAUUAUUCAUGACAGCGGAUUUACGCAGGAAGAUUUCAAGCAGUAUAAGCCCGUUGUCUACAGUAACACAAUACAGUCAAUGGUUGCCAUCCUACGGGCGAUGCCAAAUUUAGGAAUUGCAUAUGGCAACAAUGAAAGAGAG
This is a messenger RNA of Stegodyphus dumicola, 904 nucleotides long. It is a transcript of the gene Galphao, whose product is annotated as G protein alpha o subunit. NCBI's taxonomy places the organism in Eukaryota, Metazoa, Arthropoda, Arachnida, Araneae, Eresidae. Gene Ontology annotation, cellular component: heterotrimeric G-protein complex; cytoplasm. The record is from RefSeq and is a predicted model, not a curated record. Gene Ontology annotation, biological process: adenylate cyclase-modulating G protein-coupled receptor signaling pathway. Gene Ontology annotation, molecular function: GTPase activity; G protein-coupled receptor binding; GTP binding.